AUGGAGAAAAAUAAAACGCUCUCUCUUUCGACCCGCCUCUCUCUCUCUCUCUUUCCACCCACCUCUCUCUCUCUUUUCACCCACCUCUCUCUCUUUCCACCCACCUCUCUCUCUCUUUCCACCCACCUCUCUCUCUUUGUCCACCUUCCCGUGAUUGCGUAUAAACCCUUAUCUAUCUAUCUAUCUAUCUAUCUAUCUAUCUAUCUAUCUCAGUUUUCUCUUCUAUCUAUUUUUAUAUUUCAGUUUUCUCUACUAUCUAUCUAUUUAUCUAUCUCUCUAUCUCAUUUUCUCUACGAUCUAUCUAUUUAUUUAUCUAUCUAUCAAUCUAUCUAUCUAUCUAUUUCACUUUUCUCUUCUAUCUAUCUAUCUAUCUUAGUUUUCUCUUUCUAUCUAUCUAUCUAUCUAUCUAUCUAUCUAUCUAUCUAUCUUAGUUUUCUCUUCUAUCUAUCUAUCUAUCUAUCUAUCUUAGUUUUCUCUUCUAUCUAUCUAUCUAUCUAUCUAUCUAUCUAUCUAUCUAUCUAUCUAUCUUAUUUUCUCUUCUAUCUAUCUAUCUAUUUUUAUAUUUCAGUUUUCUCUACGAUCUAUCUAUUUAUUUAUCUAUCUAUCUAUCUAUCUAUCUAUCUAUCUAUCUAUCUAUCUAUCUAUUUCAGUUUUCUCUUCUAUCUAUCUAUCUAUCUUAGUUUUCUCUUCUAUCUAUCUAUCUAUCUAUCUAUCUAUCUUAGUUUUCUCUUCUAUCUAUCUAUCUACCUUAGUUUUCUCUUCUAUCUAUCUAUCUAUCUAUCUUAUUUUCUCUUCUAUCUAUCUAUCUAUCUAUCUAUCUAUCUAUCUAUCUCAGUUUUCUCUUCUAUCUAUCUAUCUAUUUUUAUAUUUCAGUUUUCUCUACGAUCUAUCUAUUUAUUUAUCUAUCUAUCAAUCUAUCUAUCUAUUUAUCUAUCUAUCUAUUUCAGUUUUCUCUUCUAUCUAUCUAUCUAUCUAUCUUAUUUUCUCUACGAUCUAUCUAUUUAUUUAUCUAUCUAUCAAUCUAUCUAUCUAAGUUUUCUCUUCUAUCUAUCUAUCUAUCUAUCUAUCUAUCUAUCUAUCUAUCUAUCUAUCUCAGCUUUCUCUUCUCUUCUAUCUAUCUACCUCAGUUUUCUUUUUUAUCUAUCUGUCUAUCUAUAG
This is a messenger RNA of Acanthosepion pharaonis, 1158 nucleotides long. Lineage: Eukaryota; Metazoa; Mollusca; Cephalopoda; Sepiida; Sepiidae. The record is from the annotation of a GenBank genome assembly.